AUGGUUAACGGAUUAAAUUUAACAGUUCAAACAGAACAAAUAACUGUCCUGAUACCUCCACCAUCGACGAAGUGUGAACAACCAGAGUCAGGCUACGGUUCUUCGGCAUCAUCAUCGAUCGGUCUUUCACAGAUCAGGCGCCCAAAAUCUUCGAAAUGUAAAACAGCUGAUAAAAAGCCCAUGUUGCCAAUUAAUUUGAAGCAUUCAAAAGCAGUUGACGAUAGCUUGAUAUUAAAGAAAAGUUCAAAGUCUCCUCAAGUUCGUAAUUCUCUUAUCAAUGGUUCUUCACGUUUAAAGACAGCGAGCUCCAGAAUAUCGGUGGAUCAGUUACCAUUCGCAGGAAUGAAACCUAUUCAGAUCAAAGUGACUACUAAUCGAAGUCGUGAUCAAACAAUGCCUUCAAAAUGUCAGCAAGAAAAUGUUGCAAAUUAUUCUGAUGACUGGGAAUCGAAUGAUUCGGAUGAUUGGGAAUCCGACACUGAGGUACACUCGAGACCUAUAUUUGUACGGGCACAGUCUGCAUCUCGAAACAUCUCUAUAUCGAAUCGUUUGGAUACGGAAAAUUCAAUGGAAGACGCCAGUCAUUUGCUGCCCAGAGGUGAAUCAAAUGUGGCUAAGUUUAAAAAUGUAUUUCAAUCUGAAAAUUAUUUAAAAUCAAAUCCAAACGAAACUCAACAACGGAUACAAACUUCGAACAGCUCUCCGUCAGCAAAUCAGUCAAAAAUAAAUACAAAAGAAACGGAAACAUCUCACAAUACGAGUAAGGAAGAUUUGAAACAACCGGAAAAUGUUGUAAAUUUAUCAAAUUGUCCUGAAGCUCGAAAUGAGAUGGAAUCGAAUGUAGAAGAAGCGUCACAAUCAAUCGAGGCGAAUACCAUAAAUCUAAUACCAUCUGAUCCUAAUGCUUUUGAUGCAACUUUUUGUCAGCAACGUCAACGAGCGAUCGACGAUAUGUCAUAUCGGACUGCUGUCAAGAGUUGGAAAGCAGAUAAAUUUCAUGAUGUUGUUAAGCUUAUACUCGAAUUAUCAUCCGGUAAAAGUUUGAUCGAUCGAGCUUGGAUUGUUUUCUAUUGGGUUUCUCAAAAUAUUGAAUACGAUAUUCAAGCUUUUUUCAGUGGAAAUAUCCGACAUCAAACUGCUGACGAUAUAUUUACGAAUCGAAAAGGAGUUUGUGAUGCUUUUGGAACGAUCUUUAAAACUUUAUGCACUGGAGUGCAACUUGAAUGUGAGAAAAUUAGUGGUUAUGCCAAAGGAUAUGGUUUCCGAGCGGGUCAAUCGAAAUUCAGUAGUACGAAUCAUGCUUGGAAUGCAGUUCAUCUUUAUGGUCGUUGGUAUCUUGUUGAUUCGACGUGGGGUGAAGGUCAUUUAGAUAGCAACAAUCAUGGUGUCAAAGAGCUAAAAACAUUUUACUUUCUAGUUAGACCAGAACAAAUGAUAUACAGGCAUUUCCCUGAGAAUACAAAAUGGCAAUUAUUGAGAUCACCAAUAUCUAUGAAUGAUUUUCUUCGUCUUCCUGAUGUUGAACCAACUUUUUUUGAAUUAGGCUUAGAUCUUGUCUGUCCACAACAGUCUAGUACAGUACCAUUUCAACAAACUUUAGGAAUUGCUGAAGUACUAUUACGAGCACCGCCCAAUGUCGACUUAAUGUCUGCAAUCCAACAAAAAGGAUUCAACGAAAAUAAAGCACAAAGUAUAGUUCAAUACGAUUCCAUUCGUCAACUCUGGCAAUGCAUUUUUACACCACAUCGAGGAGGCGUUCAUGAGGCUCUAAUAUUUGCAGGAAGACCAUCAGAAAAUAAAACAAAUGAUAAAAAUAGCUAUUCUUGUGUAGCUACCUUUGGAUUGCAUGUUCCCGAUGGUUUCAAAGGAGCCAAGACCUUUCCCACAACAUACUCACUAUUCACCCAACGAAAAUGUCAAAUAUUUGAACCUCUGAAUGGCACUUUAAAGAUUGGUUCCAAAGUGCUCAUCCAUUGUCGUAUUCCUGGUGCUCAUUGUGCUCGCGUUCGACUGGGUGGAAAUUGGCUUCCUGAAGAUAUCAUUAAAAACGAUGUAUUUAAGAGACAGAUUACAGUUCCUAGACAAGAAGUCACUAUCUAUGUUCAAUUCUCCGAUAAGCGCAACAGUUCUAGCUAUGAUGGACUAAUCAAGUAUUCUGUACAAUAA
Messenger RNA from Rotaria socialis, 2166 nucleotides. The record is from the annotation of a GenBank genome assembly. NCBI's taxonomy places the organism in Eukaryota, Metazoa, Rotifera, Eurotatoria, Philodinida, Philodinidae.